UAAUAAAAUCUUUCUCUCCAUGAGGUUGGAUGUUGACCCCAAACCUCGAAAAAAUAUUACGUCCGGAGUUCAGGCGCGAGCUGCGUCCGAACAACGGAAGUGAUACAGCAAAUGUUAGUGCUCUCGCUCCGCCCUGCUGUACCACGUCCGUUGCUCGGACCCAUAUCUGCAUCCGGACUUUGAACAAUAUAUUUUUUUCCUAAACCUAGCCUUCAAUUACCAACCCUCAGAAAAAACUAUAAAAUGCACAAAUUAAGCAUCCCUGAGCUCCACUCCAGUCGAAACCUUGAACAACCAGCACUCAUGGCACCCUCCUCUGCUCUCUUAACCCUCCCAUCUCUCCUCUUUGCCUUCCUCCUCCUCCUCCUCCUCCUCCUCCUCCUCUCUCCAACCGUUUCCUCCAUUCCUCCGCCUGAAAUUCUCUACCCUAAACAAGCCGUCCCCACAAAAUCCGGCUACCUCCCCACCAACUCAUCCUCCUCCUCCCUCUUCUUCGCCUUCUACGAAGCCCAAAAACCCCUCACCUCCCCCUCCUCCACCCCCAUUAUCCUCUGGCUCCAAGGCGGCCCCGGUUGCUCCUCCAUGAUCGGCCAUCUCUUUGAAUUCGGCCCUUACCUCCUCUCCUCCCACCUCCACCUCCUUCCCAAUCCCUUCACAUGGAACCGCCGCUUCGCCCUCCUCUUCAUCGACAGCCCCAUCGCAGCUGGUUUCAGCCACUCUUCCUCUCCUAUUCCCCGCGACCAAAACUCCAUCGCCUCCAACCUUUACUCUGCUCUUCAAUCCUUCCUCUCCUCCCAACCCCCUUUCUUCCGCUCCCGCCCCCUCUUCCUCUCCGGCCAAAGCUACGGCGGCAAGUUCGUCGUCUCCUCUGCUCGCCACAUCCUCCUGCAAAACCAAAACCCCAUAGUCCCCCCCUCCCUUCGGAUUAACCUCGCUGGAAUCUCCAUCGGCAAUGGCAUGAUUCAUCCGGUCGUCCAAAUUCGCGUCCAUGCCGCUGCGGCCUAUUCCUUCGGCCUCAUCAAUGAACGUCAGCGCGCCAAGCUUGAGAAGAUGCAGGAAAUUAAAUCUUAUUUCUUGCGGGACUGCACCUAAAAAUAAAUAAAAAAAAAGGAUCCUAAUGA
This is a messenger RNA of Phalaenopsis equestris, 1121 nucleotides long. Its product is annotated as serine carboxypeptidase-like 50. Gene Ontology annotation, biological process: proteolysis. Lineage: Eukaryota; Viridiplantae; Streptophyta; Magnoliopsida; Asparagales; Orchidaceae. The coding region runs from base 244 to 1092 and encodes 282 amino acids. Gene Ontology annotation, molecular function: serine-type carboxypeptidase activity. The transcript has a single exon. The record is from RefSeq and is a predicted model, not a curated record.